Messenger RNA from Cylicocyclus nassatus, 1179 nucleotides. The record is from the annotation of a GenBank genome assembly. NCBI's taxonomy places the organism in Eukaryota, Metazoa, Nematoda, Chromadorea, Rhabditida, Strongylidae.
CUACAAUCAUAUUUCUCCUUUUUGUUUUAAAUAGAGAAAUAGGCUGCUCGUCAUUUUUCUUCAAGCAUGGGAGAAGAUUUCGAUGAGAUUAAUGACUUUCUGGGGAACGACUUCUACGAUGAAGAACCUGUGAUCGACAAUGAUAAUGAGAAUCCAGACGAUCACGAAUUAAACAACUUACUGGAGAAAGAGAACAAGGAGGCAGUGAAGAAACGCCAUAAAAUUGGACCACAACCAAAGCUUAAUGAAGCUACGCUAACUGGGCCCAAAGGGAUUCAAGCUUUGAUGGAUUCAUUCAAAAAUUACAAACCUGAUCCGUCCAAAGAUCCAUAUGACAAUCUAGAUGUCAUGCUGAAGAAAUAUGAGCACUGGGCACAUGUCAUGUUUCCGAAGUUAAAAUUUGAAGACGUUGUAAGCAGAUGUGAAGCACUCGGAGAAAAGAGAGCUGUAAAGGUCUACAUGACGAAAUCUCGACUAGGUAUGCCGCUUACCGAUGAAGAUUUUGCCCCGUUUAGGAAGAACAAUAACCAGAUCAUCGAUGACGCGGCCAAUGAUGAUGGUACAACCAUAAUUAAUCGUGAAGAAGACGAAGAUGAUGAGAACUAUUAUGAUCCUUUAGAGUCCACUGUGGAAAAGGAAAAGACGAAAUCUCAAAGGGAUGUUACUGAUACAGAACAUCAAUCGGCUUCUCCUAGCGCGCUUGAAAUAGAUGAAGACAUGAUGGAGGCAGCAAAUGAAGCUGCAAAACUUGCCGCAGAGGAAGAGGCGAGGCGAAGAGAAGAAGAAGAACUUGCAUUAGCAGACGAAGUCAUGGAAGAUUUUGACAUGUAUUGAUCUCGAAUAUCUUGCUGUACAUUUUUACUUAAUUAUAGAACUGUUGGUGUCUUACCGCCGUUACAGACUUACUAAACUUUAGCGUAUGGCUUGGCUACUGCAGAUAUCACUUUUACCGUUGUCACCCUUAUUACCAUUGUCAAGAGGCACGAGAAAUCUGCUCGACUGUAAGUGCUUAAAAUCUAGGUUCGUUACCAAAUAUUUUCGAAUUUGAAGCAGCAACGACGCAGUAAAGCAAGUGAGUUUGUCAAAAAUAUAUGAGUGGGUUAAGGUACUGUCACCAAAUCCACGGUAGCCUGAUGGUCCCAAUGCUUGCAACAGACUAGCUUUUUCUUUAGUUGAACA